Dicrocoelium dendriticum is the source of this 600-nucleotide messenger RNA. NCBI's taxonomy places the organism in Eukaryota, Metazoa, Platyhelminthes, Trematoda, Plagiorchiida, Dicrocoeliidae. The record is from the annotation of a GenBank genome assembly.
AUGCAGUCUUUGUCCGCAGCUAUUCAGCCGAUCAUUUGCUCUCAAAAGGCACAAUCGGAAAGCCUAUCAGUUAUUGAAAAUUUAAAGUUGAUGUUUCGUAAAUCAUUGGGAAAAAAUGAUCUUAUGCAAUGGAUAAUGUUAGGGCAUCACUUACGGAAAAUGAUAGACAUGAAUGUGAAAAUUGAGGUAGACUCCGAGUUAAAUUACUAUCUGUCGCGCAGCAUAAAAUCUUUGAUGAACGUCACCGUGGAACCUCCACCACGUUUGCCUCGGAAAUUUGUCCACAAGCUGGAAUCAAUAAUCGAGAUUUUUCGACGUUGUUCUAAAGAGGGUGGAGAGGACGCCGUUGCCAAUGAAGAACAAACCAAUUACAAGUUCCGUUUUCCUUUACCAAGCUCUACUGAACCACAUUGGAAAGUUUGGCUGUCGGAAUUCUACAAACCUAUUAUGGAGUUGGAUGAAAGUGUGAGAGAACUAUUUGCUUCAAAAAGGCUGCACUUCAACAGCCAACAUUUCCUCAAAGAUAUGUGCACUUUAAUGGAGGAAGACACUGCCAAGGUGAAAAAUGCGUUCUUACCUUUGAGUCUACCAGCCCUGUGA